Messenger RNA from Lottia gigantea (owl limpet), 4261 nucleotides. RefSeq lists its product as hypothetical. The record is from RefSeq and is a predicted model, not a curated record. Lineage: Eukaryota; Metazoa; Mollusca; Gastropoda; Lottiidae. The coding region runs from base 10 to 1173 and encodes 387 amino acids. The transcript has 13 exons.
AAUCUAAACAUGGCGCAGGACAGUAAACCACGCGUAUUAGUACUGGGAGGUACUGGAUUUGUUGGUAGGAAUUUUGUGCACUAUCUACUGGAAAAUGAUUUGGUGUCAAAGAUUAGAGUUGUUGACAAAGUUCCACCUCAAAUGGCCUGGUUAAAUCAACAACACAGGGAAAGUUUUACCAGUCCUCUAAUUGAGUUUAAACAUGGUAAUUUGAUCAAUCCAGCCACAACAGAAGAUGCUUUUAUUGAUUCUGAUGGACAUGAUUUUGACUAUGUUGUUAAUUUAGCUGCAGAAACAAAAUAUGGUCAGUCAGAUCCAGUAUAUGAAGAAGGUAUUAUUAAACUUAGUAAUACCUGUAUGAAAGCAGCCAGUAAUCAUCCUAAUAUUAAAAUGUAUGUAGAAUUUUCUAGUGGACAGAUGCACUCUACAGAUAAGAAACCUGUAAAAGAAGAUACUAAAUGUGAACCAUGGACACAUCUUGCUAAACAUAAACUACAAGUUGAAAAAGAACUGUCUAAUUACCCUGAUUUGAAGCAUAUUAUAAUUAGACCUGCUAUAAUAUAUGGUCUAGCAGAUAGACAGGGACUCACUCCUAGGCUGAUGAUUGGUGCUAUUUAUAAAUAUACAAAUGAAAAGAUGAAGAUGUUAUGGACUAAAGAUUUAAAGAUGAAUACAGUACAUGUAGUAGAUGUAUGUCGAGCUACCUGGCAUCUGUUUACGCAUGGUAAAUCAGGUGAAAUCUAUAAUUUAUGUGAUAAAGGUGAUACAGAUCAAGGUGAAAUUAGUGAACUAGUAUCAGAGAUAUUUUCUAUUAAUUAUGACUUUGUUGGUUCUAUCAUGUCUAAUAUGGCUAAGCUGAAUAUGAGUAGUAUGGUAGAAGAUAUUAAUGAUAGUCACCUAGCACCCUGGGCUGAUGCUUGUCAAAAAGAUGAUAUUUCUAACACACCUUUAAAUCCUUGUAUAGAUCAGGAACUAUUAUAUAAUAAACAUACCUAUUUAGAUGGUAGUAAAAUAGAAGAAACAGGGUUUAGAUAUCUUUAUACUAAAUUAAAAAUAGAAUCAUUACGAGAGAUGUUACAAGAUUAUUUAGAUCUUGGAUUAUUUCCGAAAUGUUUAUUAUCUGGUGAAACUCAUUUUAUCAGACCAGAUGAUGGAGAAGAAUAUGAAUCCUGAUUGAGUUAUUAUUAGAUUUUAUUACAUCUUAUACAACGACUCAGUUGUAUGCAAAUUAUUUAUAUAUUAUAUCAUAUCAUUAUCACAUUCCAUUCUUCCAUACCAUUUCAUAUCAUUAUUACUUUGUUUAUCUAAUUCCUUGAUUUAUAUGAAGUUUUAAACCUAUUUAAAGGUGGAGUAUGGACUGAAUUACUGGUUAUUAUAUAUGUAUUUUGGAUUAUCUAUGGAAAAUCAGACUAUCUUUUUAAAGAACUAUAAACAAAGGACUUCUCCCUUAAUUUCAAUAGAAAAACCUUGGGUUCUCUCAAUUGUUGAGUUCAGCACAUUUAUGAAUUUAUGAAACAUUCAAUAAAAUGAGUUUGAACAGAAUUCAUAAUGCUUUGCACAUGUUCUGAAAAAAAUAGUAUGUGUAGACAGAAUUCAAAGUGGCAGAGAAAGAAAUAGAUGGGAAAAUUUGGAAUAUGAUAUAUCUAUUUUACCGUUUGAUGGAGACAUGAUAUGGUAAUAUUAUUUAGAAGAUAGUACAUACUCCACCUUUAUACCGGUAAUUCAAUCUCACUCUUCUUGACUCGCUACUAUCAACUGAUAAUGACUGCUGAGGUUAAAUUAAUUCAGUUUCGCCAAGAUUAUGUGAGGAUUAUUUUUAUCAUAAACUGCUUGAUGUCUGCUUUUCAUCGAGUGUAGCUUACUUAAUUAAUUUAGCCUCCAAACUGACUGUCUUCCUGAUUCCAUAUUUCAAUUUCAACGUCAUGAGAUGAGCUUGUACUAAUGAACUCAAAGAAUGGUACUAUAUCUGUUGUUUCUAUGGUUCCUUAAACUUGAAUUUCCAAUUUUUGCAACAUGAGUAAUUUUAAAUUCCAACUGUUAUGUAUGCAUUGUUUAUAUUUUCCAAAGAAUUAUAUUGUAGUUAUUGAUGUUGAUGUUUGUUUAAGCUUGGUUUUAUUUUUUCGUGUUACUUCUUUGAUAUUACUAAAUGAACAUUAAAGAGACAACUGCACCAUUUUGGGCGGUUAAUUCUAGACACAUAUGGAUUUGAAGGUUCAAAUUUGACGGUGAGCUAUGGACACUAUUUCUUACAAUAAUAAAAAUCUUGUGCAGUAAAAGCCCCAGUCAGAUAUUACUGGUAGAUAUAUUCAACUCAAUUCAUGUUCCCUCUUGUAUGUCUCAAUAUCAUUAACUUCAUAUCAUUCCCUUCAUAUUUGAUAUUUACAUCAGUGCCUGCUUCUCAAUCAGAAGAGAUUUUCUAAGCUUAUUGUUAGCUUCUUUUGUAUUAUAUUUGCAUAAUAUAAAUUAUAUUUGAUUUAAGGUAUAACAGUCCGAAAGAGUUAUUUAUAUUAAUUCUUGGAUUGCAUGGGAAAUUGAAACAAUACAAGGCAGACAUAUAUUAAUAAAUUAUUUUGAAAUAAAAUUGCUCUAGAUUCUGGGUUAAAUUGCCCAAAGAUUUUUUAGGGAAGGUUGCAUAAAAUGCCAUUUUUGGGGGUUGAUUUUAUUCUAAUAUGUAAAUAGUCUUCAAAAGUGCUAGAAAUAUACGAAAAUCACAUAAUUCCUUUAAUAAAUACUUCCAACUAUGAAUGUCCUUUCUAUAUAUCACAGAGUAUCUUAAAUUGUUGUAACGUGGAUAAUUCUGGACACACAUAGAUAUGAAAGCAUAAAUUUUGACUGAGUUGUGAACACUGUUACUGAUUAGCUUAGCUAAAAAAUUCCCUUUUCUGAGAUGUAAGUAUGAUUGGGAAAAAAAAGGGUGAACCUGUCCCUUUAUUUAGUUUAGAUGAAAAAUGAAAAAAACAUUGUUCAGUCAAUAUUACUUUCAACUAUUAAAUGUCCUAAGGUUACAGGGAAUUAUUAAAGGAUACUUCCUCUUAGAAUGAACAUAAAAUUAACAUUCUUAAUCUUGGCCAAUGAAAGAGAUUCUGUGGUAUAUUUAUGACACCCAGUCCACUGAUGAAUAUAUACUCUUAUUGAACAAGUUUGAGAAUUUAAAUUUUAAGUGCAUUCUAAGAGGUAGUAUCCCUUUAAAAAAUGUGCUACAUGAAGAUUUAGCUCUAUUUGAAAUUUGCUAUAAUAAUUCAGGGACUCUAUUCACAAGCACUUAACCAUUAUAAUAUUCAGAUAUUUGGAAAUAUGUUGGUACAAACAAUAGUAAAUGUUCUAAUGUUAACGAUAAUUAGGCAACAUACCUACUGUUUUGUUUAAGUGUUUUAAUUCUUUAAGGCUAAUUAUAGAGGUAUAUUGUUUAAUUAUUUGGUAUCAGUGGUAAAAAAAGGAACAGGUUGUGUAACUCUGUAAUUGUAAAGGGAUAAUGGUACCAAGAAUUGAACUCUAACAAAUAAUUAGAUAAUAUCUCUUUAAACUAACUGUGUUAUUCUCAUAUUCCCAUAAAAUCUAGGCAUUAACAUAUCCUUGCAUGGUUUAUUUCAUUGAUUUUUGCAAAUAUUUUAUCAUUUUGGUGCUUUUUUUACAGUUCUCUAAUGUUAUUGACUGUUUUCAAACUGGUCUGUGGUUUUAGGCCUAGUUUAUCCCAUUGCUGCCAAAGAAUUCAACUGGUAGUAUAAUUAUUUCCAUUAUGAAUAAUUCAACAAUUAGAAUAGUGAAACAUCUGCCUCUAUUCCAGCCUCUGAUCGAUUGUGCAUGCAAUUUUGCAUAGUAUUCCUUUGAUGGAACAGGAGAAGUGACAUAAAUGGUGUAGGGAUAUUAUGUUGGUAUUUCUGAUCUAAAAAAAUAGCCAUCUUUGGCAACGUAUUUAGGUUUUAAUAAAAAUCUUUAAAUCCCCUACACCUUUUGAGUUGCAAUAAAUCCCCAUGCAACAGGGCCUUUUUCUGUCUCUACACCAGCCAACAACUUUCAAAUUGCUAUUGGAGGCUAGAAGAGAGGCACAUGUUUUGGGCUACAAUUUGAAUAGCUUUAUUGGAUCUAAUUUUGAUAAGAUAAUUCCAUCAAAAAAUUUAAAUAUAUUUUAGCUACUAAGGGUUUAAGGGAAUUGAUUUAUUGAACAAACCGCUUGCUAGCAACAGAUAAAAUAUUUCUUGAAAAUUAUAUGAUAAAAACAGAGUUUAUGGUGAUCAGUCAAAUUAAAACAUUUUAAACUUUC